Lycium ferocissimum is the source of this 1473-nucleotide messenger RNA. RefSeq names its product GATA transcription factor 5-like. Gene Ontology annotation, cellular component: nucleus. NCBI's taxonomy places the organism in Eukaryota, Viridiplantae, Streptophyta, Magnoliopsida, Solanales, Solanaceae. The coding region runs from base 347 to 1174 and encodes 275 amino acids. Gene Ontology annotation, biological process: positive regulation of DNA-templated transcription. The record is from RefSeq and is a predicted model, not a curated record. Gene Ontology annotation, molecular function: zinc ion binding; sequence-specific DNA binding. The transcript has 3 exons.
UUCUACUUUCUUGCCCCAAAAAUUCCCCAUCUCUUUUCAUCAAACUUAUUGUGUAUUUAUGUAACAGUUUUAUUUUCUGCUGUAUUAUCUCUUCAUACUUAUUUUGAUAUGUUUUACUUGAGUUGAGGGUCUAUUAGAAAAAGUCUCUCUACCAUCACAAGAUAGGGGUAAAGCUGCGUGCACCACCCUCUUCAGACCCUACUUGUGGAGUUCACUGAGUAUGUUGUUGUUGUUGUUAUGUAAGGGUUUUAUUUUCUACUGUAUUAUCUUUUCAUAUUUGUUUUGAUAUGCUUCACUUGAGUCGAGGGUUCAUAAACAACCUCUCUACCCUCACAAGUUAGUAGACAUGGACUGCGUAAAAGACAGUAAUUUUGUUGAUGAAUUUUUCGUUGACGACCUUUUUGACGUCUCCAAUGGCUUCGUUGAAGACGAAAUAGAGCAAUUAGACGAAUACCCAAAUGGAUUUAACAGUGAAAAACGUUGCUCUGUUUCACACCAGAAGCAAUUGGAGAAAAUUGAAGCUAAAAUUGAAGAUUUUGGUUCUUUUCCUAACAAUGAACUCAGUAUUCCGGAAAAUGGCUUGGAUGACCUCGAAUGGCUGUCUCACUUUCUUGAAGAAGAGUCAUUUGUUGAGAACACACUAACAUACCCAACCGGAAAUUUACUAGAAAAGCAAUUGGAGAACCGGUCAGACACAGGAAAGCCGGUUCAAUACAAGUCAUGUUUCACUAGCCCGGUUCAAACAAGGGCCAGAACAAAGCGUACAAGAACCGGCGGUGGAGUUUGGUCACUUGGUUCAGUUUCAUUAACCGGUUCUUCAACUUCCUCUUCAUUUUCCUCCACUACUACAACGACGUCGUUGUGUCUAAGUCAAACAGCUGAGUCGACAGUAUGGAGACAACAACGACGUCAUUGUGGGGUCCAACCAAGGCGUUGCACCCAUUGUGGGGUCCAGAAGACCCCACAAUGGCGUGCUGGUCCAAUGGGCGCGAAAACGCUUUGUAAUGCAUGUGGUGUCCGGUUUAAAUCCGGUCGACUCUUGCCCGAGUAUAGACCGGCUUGUAGCCCGACUUUUUCAAACGACUUACAUUCCAAUAAUCAUCGGAAAGUUUUGGAAAUGCGGCAGAGAAAAGAGGCGGAAACCGGUUUGGCUCAGCUGGUUCAGAGUUUUUAAAGUAGAAAUUUUAGAGGGAAAAAUAUGAACCGGAUUUUUGCCGGUUUAUUGUACAUUAAUUCCUAGAAUCUGAUGUGGGAUGUUGCAGUAGUUGUUUCAUAGGCUAAAGUGUAACGGAUGAGGAGAGUUUUUAAUGUACUUUCUCAUUUCUACCCAAAUGAAAAAAAAUAUAUACUCUGGUAGCCUAGGUAAUGUUAAGAUUAUACUAGUGGAGAAUAUUUUGUGUAUUUUUGGUUCAUAUCUUAGCAAAUUUUGAAAGGGUUCAGUUUAAUCACAGAUUUCGUUUUUUUUAGAUUAAA